UGGUGAAAAAUAGCAAUCUGUCAAGAAAUAAACGUAGAAAGAUCGAUUUUAGAACAAUCGAAAUAUUUUUUAAUCAGUGAGUCUUAUCGAGCAAAUCUCAACAAAGUUUUCCAAAAGGUUUCACACAUCUCUAAAUUCUCAUCGUCCACAUAGUAGAACGCCACUAAAUAGCAACAUUUUUCAAAAUGAAAAGACAACGAUUUUAGGUAGUUUAAUGGAUCACUUUAUUCUUCAAUAGAAGAAUGAUAGAUAUAUAUUUUCAAUAUUGGUAUGAUUCCUAUUGAUUUUUCAUUUUCUAAAAUGAGUUUUCUGGAAAAUCAAACGGAAUUGUGCUUUGUAGAAAGUCAUCGAUUUGUGUGAUUUUGAAAUGCUGUUUGCCAUUUGUAAAUGUUUCAAAAUGGUAGAGCUACCACAGUGUUGAUUUUCUUUAACUUGGAGUUUAUUUCUAAUUUUCAGUGGAAGUUCUUUCUUGUGAUUGUAGUGAAAAUAUGACAUAUUUACUUAUCAGUUUGAUUGUGGCGAUUCUUAUACUUAAUACUUAUGUUAACACAGCCUAUCGACGCUCCGCCAAAGCGUCAAAAUAUAUGCUGGCUGCUGAAAAAUUGGGAUUUACUGGCUAUUAUAAGAACAACUAUGGGCAGGUCACCACGGAACAACACCAAGAAGCGCUAUUGAAAGUGUUCCAGUUAGCUGGUUAUUUCAAUUUGUCUCUAUUGUGGCGAGAUUUGAAUUCUAUUGGUGGUAUUGAAAAACUCGAAUGUGCAUUCGAAGAAUUAUCUGCUGUUGUUCAACAAUGUAAAGCGGAUGUAAGAGGGCACGAUAAAUUUGAUGCAAAUUGCAUGCGCAUGAACUUAUUCAACAGCGACAUUAUCGAUAUUCAGGACGUGUUAGACUUGAUACUUUAUAUAGCACAACAUGCAUUUAAUCGACAAAUCGGGCAAGAACGCUAUGAACUUAGUUCCUACGAUUGGAUGAACACUUAUGCAGAUAAGUAUGUUAAAGAAGCACAGAUUCUGCGUCUCAUAGAUCGAGAACGUCCUUUACUACAGAACUACGACGGUGCAUGGAUUGCGGGAGCCUCUCGCAUUGGAUUAUCAAAACGAAUUGUUGAUUACAUUUCUUACAUUAUAUCCAAAAAUAUUACAAUCAACGAAGAAACACUCGUUUUAGCUGGUGAACGAGAACUUUGGGCCGACAUUGACGGAAUCCCACCAGAAAUGAAAGAUAAACUGCUGCAAGCACUGCAUAAUAACGUUGAUAUCGAUUCUUUCUCUCGUUCGCCUCUUUCAGAUGAUAAAUCUACUUUAAUCACUGAAGGGAAAGAAUAUAUGUUACAUUUGGCACAAUUUUAUAAUAUCAGGCUGAAUUCAACUCAACCAUUCAUUCAGUGUAAAAGUAAAGAGGAAUGUCCGCCCGAUCGGUCACCGAAUAGGGUUUAUGCGAAUUAUGCUGCAGAUGAAAAGUUGAAACUAACGGAAACGCUCAUGGCCCAGGACUUAAUAAGAACUUACUCGAACAUCAUUGGUGUCGCAAACAUAAGCAUCAUUGACACGUUGGCAGAAGCGCAUGUUCGACCGAACACGGCAUCCACUGCUCGUGAUGCAGCUGAUCGAUAUGUAAAGCGUAUUAUUGCCGGCCAUUAUGGCAAGAAAAAAGAUCUUAUCAUCUUAUUUUGGACAAACAAUCCUUAUAUAGAACGGCAAACACUGAGUGCUCAACGACAAGUCAAUCAAGUAUUGCAAAAUAAUGGACUGACUGAGAAAGGUGUGCGAAUAAUACUGGAAGGUGUCGGCUUUUCCAAUAACGAACCACUAACAGUUGUACACUCAGAACUUGGCGCAUUGAUAGCAGAGAAAUGGAGGGUUGCUGUCGCAGAGGUAGAACAAUCGACCGGAAAGAAACCGAAGCGUAACGUCAACGAUUUAUUGUUUCAAACUCGUCAGAACAACGCUACUGUUCCAGCACAGCCUCGCAUCAAAGAAUGAUCUUCAAUCUAAUUUUAUUCUAAGAGUAAUUGAAACUGUUUUUUCGUUAAGCGCUCUAGAACUUCUUUCGUAGCUUCGCCAAUGGCCGAAAAAAAUUUGAAUUCUCUUUUAAUUAUGAAGUUAGAUUGCCUCAGCUGAGCGGUGUGGGUGUGGGUGUAGGGUGUGGGUGUGGGUGUGGGGUGUGGGUGUGGGUGUGGGUGUGGGUGUGGGUGUGGGUGGGUGUGGGAGCUGUGGGUGUGGAUUGUCUCUUAAACAAUACCCCACAUCCACACCUACCCACACCCUCAAGCCAUUAUAAUAUGCAUUAUUACAUUAAUUAUCCUUUUUGGUAUGCAUGUGCAUGAAAUCAUUUAUUAUACAGUUAUUGAACAUCAUGCUAGUAACUUAUAUAUAUGUGUAGUAAAUCUCAAUAGUCAUUUGGUUUCAGCCUACACUCUAAAAAAAAAACGUUCUCCCGCAAACUGAACUCCCCUCGAAAACCGUUCUGGAAACCUAGAAAAGUAUCCGGAAGGAUUUUCGGACUGAUACUGAGUUCCCCAAAAUACCUUGUGGGUUUCCGAGUCUCCAGAAACCAAUAGGUUUUCGAAAACACCGUUUCGAAAACUCUGAACCGUAGUCUCAGAAACUUUCAAGUAUUUUCGAAAACCCUUCGGUUUUUUCGGAAACCGCUCUUGACUAAAAAAUCCUCUCGGAAACUCUUUGAGUUUCAGAUUUCUUUUCAUCGGAUACCCUUUUGAGUUUCCGAGUAACAAAAAGGAUGGAAAGGUUUUCUAUCAGACUUGUAGGGUUUCCGAACAAGCCUCGAAAACCUCUUAGGGUUUCUGGAUAUUUCAAAAACCUUUGAAUUUUCGAGGAAAGACGUCGAAAACCCAUCAUGUAUUGUGGAAAACCGAAAAUAUGUUUCGUAUAUGUUUUUUAUUCUCACAUUUUCAUCGUACAAUUUUCAAGCUUAUAAGUUAGUCGACAUGCAUGUCAUAUAAAAAAUGAAGCUGAAAAUAUGUCGCCAAUAACGCUAAACCAAAUAACCAAAAAAAUCAGUGCGAGCAUCACGUGCUCCACAUUCCAAACACUUAAUUUUCUUACGCUUCAGCACUGAAAGAUCAGUGGCGGGUAAAGGGAGAGAGCCCAUGGGACUGUCGGUGCCGUUCACGAAAAUUUUUUCGACCUUCCCCAGCAAAACCGAGCGAAAACAUGAGUUUACACUGCUCCGGUGACCUCAAGAAGCAGUUUUCACCUUGACGCCUUCCCUUCCUUCAAACAUCCUACCUCGAUACUUUUCUAAUACAUCAGAAGAUUCCGUAUUUUUCACACGAAAUAGUGCAUAGUUUCGUAGACUAUUAAAAGGUUUCGCAGGUUUAGUAUGGAAUCUUCUAUGGUCACUUUAAAUGCUAAUAGAUUCUGUGUGUUUUGUGCGAAACCAUACUCCAAAAGUUGUUACCGAACUCUAAAAGUUUUGUACUUUUCCUACGGAACUUCUUUUAACUUCAGCAGAAUUCAUAAAGUUUCGCAAUUUUAGCACGAAACAUUCUGCAGAUUCCAUCAUUCUGUUCAUGGUUUCGUAUAUAAUAAACUGAAAUUUUGAUAGCCUCGCAGAAUUUUUGAAGGCAUCCUAAUAUGUUAACGGAACCCGUUCUUAUUUUCAUUGUCAAAGUAAAGGUUCAGCCUUUUUUCCGCAAAAUCACCGAUAGUUCGGCAGAAAAUCCAAUGGUUUAUAUUAUCUGUGCAGAACUAUUCGCCACUCUAUUAGAUAUUUAAUAGUUGCGUGCGCUUUAUAAGAAACUUUUGAUAGUUCGUAAACUGUUAAACUAGAUGGAUGUGGAGUGUUGGUGUGGAUAUCUCUUCAUUCAUUCUCAUACCCACACCAACACCCUUGAUAAUUCAUUCGAUCAGUAAGAGAACACUCUGUUGCAAACAUUAAUAUGAUUAAAAUAAGAUAUAAAUAUUUUUCUUUCCUCAUAUAGAGCGUCCUCUUUUUUUUUUGUAUAGAGGCUUGACCUAAUUUUGAUUAAUUCGUUCUUUGAGAACUUGCUUUAAAUAAUCCAAUCAAAUUCACAAUAAUGAAAAUACCCAUAUUCAAUAAGUGUUAAAUCUAUAGAAAUAACAUUUAAUGAUAACUUCUUUAAUUGAAAUAUCUUUUAAUUUGUAGAUGAAUAUUAUCGUUUCAUUUGUACGAAAAUUAAAAAAACAAGUAAUACAUGUUUAAAGAAAUUCUGAAAUUCAACUAUCAAUGUUUAGACAUUUGACUUGAAUUAUUUUGUUCGAUAUCAAUUGUUAUUCAAUGAAGUUUUAAUGAAAUUCGAAAGAAUUCCAAUGAAGGUUUAGUUGUUUAUUUUAUUGAUUGAAUUUUUAUUAAAUUCGAAUUUAGAUCAAUUAUUUAAAUGAUUUAUUAACAUAUAAUAAAACACAAAGAAUGAUUUAUGAUUAUCAAAUAUCAAAUAUGGCUUCUUGUGUUAUUGACAAUAAUCAAAAGAACUCGUUGCUUUAUAAUUCAGUUCUUUUCUCCAAAAUCGAUUCAACUUCAAAUGAACGCGAAAAAAUUCUAGAUAAAAUUCGAUUAUAUCGAAAACAGUCAGGAAAUAAAGUUGUAGUAGGAAAAUCAUUAACUAUGGUAGAUAAAGAAAUAGUGGAAUUUGUAGUCAAUGAUAAAUCUCAUCCUCAAUCGACAGAAAUUUAUGCCGAACUUAAUCGUUUAACGAUUGAACUUCUUAAAGAUGGUUAUAUAUUUGAUUCACGUUGGAUCAGUCGUAAAUUACGAAAAGGUGAAACUGUUAUAUCUGUAUUAUGUAGUCAUAGUGAAAAACUUGCAUUAGCUUUUAAUUUGAUUCAAAAACCUAUUCCAUCUCUUAUUAAUAUAAAGAAUAAUCUUCGUCUUUGUGGUGAUUGCCAUGAAUUCAUGAAACGAGUAGCUAAACUUCGACAAUGUGAAAUUCUUAUUUCUGAUGCAAAUGGUAUUCAUCGUUUUAAAACAAAUGGUGAAUGUUCUUGCAAAGAUCAUUUCUGA
Rotaria sordida is the source of this 4986-nucleotide messenger RNA. Lineage: Eukaryota; Metazoa; Rotifera; Eurotatoria; Philodinida; Philodinidae. The record is from the annotation of a GenBank genome assembly.